GGAGUCUCAGCGACGAAGUAUUUGUCGUAGAGUCUGUUUUGCAGCUACUACUACUACUAUUAUUAUUGUUGUUGUUAACAGUAUUUUGUUUUUGUUUUUCCCUUUCCCGCGUGUACUCCGCAAACCGGUAAAGCCAAGUGUACCGGCAGCGAGUACCCUCAGCUAUUCUGUUCCCUUCAAUCUAACAAAUAUACGCUGUAACUUAUUGAGUUUGCUCAACGUCACGAAAAGGAGAGGAUCAAGCAGCGUACACGGGAAAGGAAGGUACGCAGCGCAGACAAUUCCCUCUCCACACAGACGCUCACCAGUAGUAGAUGCACAGAGAAGAGAAAUCCAACUGAGCAAAUUGCAUCGUCGCAUUGGGGCGAUUCUUGUUAUUGGUAUUGUUAUUAUUGCCUUGGUGCUUUCACACUUUUUCGCUGUUGUAGUGGCGUCCGCUUUGCGGAAAGAACACACACACACACAGACAGAAAGCAUUCCGUGCCUUUCUUUCUUGUGGUGGUGGUGGUAGUGGCGUCGCAAUCCACUCGUGCCACCUUCACGGAUACGGUUGACAAUCCGCAAUUCAAGCACAAAGCAGCAAACCCGACACACACCAGCGAGGAGCUGCGACUCCGGCCCAGCUACAUUUAUACCUAUGCUUGUUUCCUGAUUGCUCAUUCGCGAGGCUUUCAGAGAAGCGCAGAAGUACAAGUCAAGCAAACUCUCCGCAUCGUUAUCUUAUCAUUUUUAGCCGCCUGCCGUUAUACAUAUAUAUUUCACUCUUCUCCUCUGCUUGUUUUUUCUUUCUUUCUGGGCGUUGAAUUAAUAAAACGAAGAGGAGGAAAAACAAGAGAGAUCCCAAGUCUUUUGUUUGAUGUUUCUUGACCUCGGAAAACGUACGUAGAUACCAACUAGUUGCGUGCCCACGGUGGUCACGACGGUGCCUCCCCGCACAUUCUAAAAAAGUUUUUUUCAUAUCGAUUCUUUUUGUUUUUGUUUCUUUGUAGGCUGUUGCUGUUUCCAUCUUCUCUUCCUGCGCCGGGCUCGUCCGUUUCACUACGCUUUUACCUAGUGUUCCUUAUCUGCUAGUUCAAAAAAAAAGUUUGUUUCUUUUCUCGCUUCCCUUCUCUCUUAUUUAAGCGAUAGUGUUACUUUUUUCUUCGUUCGUGGUUUCUUGUUUCGUUGUCGGUUUUAUUUUUCUACUGAUAUAUCUUGACGCCGGAAGAGGCUUGAGGUUCUUUUUUCUCCUUCCUUUUUUUUUUUCGGACUUGCUGGGGCUACGGUUUGCUACGGUACGCACUCUCUCCUCCCUUCUCGUUUGUACACAUUAAGAAGGAAAAAGGCCUCUUUCCCGUGUCGCUCUACGUCCCUCGUCCCACCUUUCUUUUUGUUUUCUCGUUGACUUUAACGAGAUACGCUGUCCUGUUUUGUUUAACUCCGGUGUGCCUUCUGCGAACCUCUUCGGUCUUUCUCACUUAUUAUUAUUAUUAUUUUGUUUUCUUUCCCUUUCCCUUCUUCCUUUUGUAUUGUUGUGGAACACCCCUAAAUACAGCUGACGCCCCUUAGCGGACCCACUCAAAGAUGCGUCUUCUCGUCGGUCGCUACAUUCUUGUCAAGCAAAUCGGCAAGGGCGGCUUUGGCGCCGUGGAGGAGUACAAGGAUUGCAUCACAAACGAGAAUGUCGCGGUCAAAACCAUCCCGGCGCGCUACGUGAAUCAAGAGAGCCGCCGCCUGGUGCGCGAGAUCGAUAUUAUGUGCUUCCUGCACGACGCCCACCCCCACGUCAUUGGGUACUUCAACAUCUUCGCCACCAAAGCCACGGCGAUCCCGAACCACAACUCGAACGGCAACGAGGACCCUUUGGCGAGCGUGGCGCAAGACGAAGCCAAUACGCCGGCGCGACUCAACUUAAUGGGGAAGUACUACGCUGGUCUCAGCAGCAGAGAGCAGCUGCACCUGCAUCAGGAGGAGUUGAUGAAGUCGGUGGCUGAAAUCGUUAAAAGCGACGAGUUCAACGUGCACAUCGUCAUGCCCCUCAUGAAGGGCGACCUCUUCUACUUUAUCCGUCUCUUGGGCUCGCAGUCAAGUGUGCAGCGACUCGGCGUCACACACCAGUACCUGGCCCAGGUGGCCGUCGUCUUUGCCUUUCAGAUCUGCUUCGGCUUGGACUACCUGCACCAGUGCGCCAUCAUUCACCGCGACAUGAAGCCCGACAACGUCCUGGUGCGGCUCGACAUCAACAACCCCUACAUGUCCACCGCCCUCAUCGCUGACAUGGGCCUUGCGCGGGAUGCGCAGCACAGUGACACGAUCUACAUCUGCACCCGCUACUACCGCCCCCCGGAGGUGAUCACAAGCGUCUCGAGCGGCUCCUCCAAGAUCGACAUUUGGUCUCUGGGGUGCGUGUUUUACGAGAUGUGCACCGGGCAGACGCUCUUCACCAUGCGCAGCGCCCUCAAUGACCGUGGGGAGUGGGACGGCGCGAAGGCGAGUCUCCAGCUGGAGGUGAUCCUGAACACGAUCGGCACGCCGGCUGCAGAGGAUAUUGAGCGCUACAUGCCGAAAGGCAACGCAAAGCUGUACCUGCAGCGCAGCGCCCCGCGGCCGUCGCAGCUGCGGCAGCUGAUUGAGCGGAAUUGGAUACUGCACUACAACGGCGACGAGAAGGAGAAGUGGAUCGACCUCAUCACGCGCUGCGUCGUCUUCUUCCCCGAGCAGCGGCCCACCGCCCAGCAGCUGUGCCAACACCAACUCUUUCGCGACUACAACGUGUUCUACGGCACAAACGUGCAGCAGUACGCACCAACCCCCUACACCCCGUCGUUCCGCCACUUCGCCGACACAUCGAGGGCGGAGAACAAGCAGGCGAUGCUGUCCUUGGUGCGGCGGGCACUGCAGGAGACGAUGCUGCCAGAGAAUGAGGAGGAUGACACGAGCAGUGAGGAGGAAGAAGAGGACGAGUCGGCGUCAGGCAGCGACGACAGCGAUGGCAGCGACAGCAGCGAGAGCGUCGACGAGGGCGAGGACGAGGGCGAGGAGGACGAAACGCCGCCGCAGCCCCUCGUGGACGCCGUUGAGAUCAGCUUACGUACGCAGCAGCAAGAGCAGAGCAAUUCCGCCUUUAACCCGGCUCGUGGCGAUCCCCUCAAGCCCAAUAAUGCCAACAACAACGAAAACGGAAGUGAGGAGAGCGAGUUGCGCGUGACGUCGUCCCUCUUUGGCUUGUCGAACAGCGGCUCGAAAUCGGCGUCCGCACGCGGCGCAGACAGUCACGGUGGUAAUAGGCACAUCAACAGCAACAAUAAUAAUAGUAAUGCGGCGGCGGCAAAGCAGUGGUCUGCCCCUUCCAAAGAGCAGGCGAUGUUGCCGAAUCCGGUCUCUCUGGGUGGGCACUACUACGGCGGACAGGCCUUCCUGGACGACGAAGAUGACGCGGAUGUAGGCUUGAACAUCGCGGCAGAGGAAGAGGCGAAGUCACGCUACCUACGCGCACAACGAUCACCCGUUGCGCCGCGCCCCCAUCGCAACGCGCCAGGCGGAGAGGCGACGGCACGUCUGAGUCCUGGCAGCUCCUCCCACCACACCCCGAUGGCGAUGGCCGGCGUCAGCAGCAGCAGCAACAACAUCAGCAAACAACCGGCGAGACACGCCGUUCACUCCGCCAGCUCGGAGGACAGCGGUCCGGUGAUCGAGGACACACCACCGCUGGCACCGGCAACCGCCUUCAGAGAUCGUAUCAUCCGUCGGAGACAGAACGGCGUGGUCGAUGAGGAGGAACUGAGCAUGAGCAGCGCGAAGCCGAGCGCGUUCAACCUGGGAGGCCUCCGCAACCUCCACAAAGAGCGCAAUCCGUUCGACAACGAGGAGGCGACGCUGCCGCCGAGCGCGGCGUCACACCUGCCACCCGCCGCGAAGGGCCUGCGCGCGGUCCCGGGGGACUCGCCGAUGCAGGGGCCGUUCAGCGUCGCGCUGGAUCGCACGGAGACGUCGCCCGUGACGCUGUCCAAAGGUGGGAGCUACAAUUACUUGUCGCAGUACCCAAUUCGUCACCCAGAGACACGUGUACAGCAGCAACAGCCCGCCGCAUUGCAUUUUGGUGGAUUAGAGGGAAGUACGAGUCUGCCUCGCCCAGGUGGGAUUGGCGUGAAGCGGCGCUUCGGCGAUUCAGACGCCCAGCCCGUCUGCGCCAGCGCCAAUUCAAGCUCCCUCACGCACGCAGGCAUCCAAGGCAGCACCGGACCGGCUGCCCCUGCGAAGAAGGUGGAGGAGGGGCAGUACGACUACUUUGGCGACGCGGAUUACUUCAUCAGCCCCAACGCGAGCAAUACCGGGAAGCUUUCCCCGUUGUCAUCAGGAAAGGAGCAGGCCUCCGCGACCUAUCUGUUCAGCAUGUCCGACAGCGGGCGGGCAGAUCCAUUGCAGCCACUCGCACACCAGGCAAAGCCCGCCGUACCACCACCACCACCACCGGUGCAUCCUUCCGCCGCCGCUUCGUUGCCGCGUGUGGACUCCGACUCGUUUCCUUCCAUCUCCAAUUCAGACCUGCGCCACCGGUACAUGUCCUAUCGACAUUCUCCACACAGCAUUCAAGCAGCCACCUCUGCGGUGCUGGAGGAGCUGGGGAGCUGUACGCACGACGCCGCCCGCUCAAGCGAAUUGCGUGAUUUGCUCAACUACUUCACCUCUCUCAAGGUGGAUCCAUCGUACUACGUGUGA
Leptomonas pyrrhocoris is the source of this 4698-nucleotide messenger RNA. Its product is annotated as putative protein kinase. The transcript has a single exon. Bases 1564 to 4698 code for a protein of 1044 amino acids. Gene Ontology annotation, biological process: protein phosphorylation; intracellular signal transduction. Gene Ontology annotation, cellular component: nucleus; cytoplasm. Gene Ontology annotation, molecular function: protein serine/threonine kinase activity; ATP binding. Lineage: Eukaryota; Euglenozoa; Kinetoplastea; Trypanosomatida; Trypanosomatidae. The record is from RefSeq and is a predicted model, not a curated record.